Messenger RNA from Leptonychotes weddellii (Weddell seal), 4162 nucleotides. The record is from RefSeq and is a predicted model, not a curated record. NCBI's taxonomy places the organism in Eukaryota, Metazoa, Chordata, Mammalia, Carnivora, Phocidae.
UUGUAAACAGCAGGCCAAAGACCAAAAUCACAGCAUCUGUGCUUCUUUCUGAGGCUGACCGGCAUUUUAAAUCCCCAGAAGGAGUUUAUCUGGCCCCACCAACCCUCCCCCAACAGUCCCACUGAGACAAAGAGCUGGGAGACCCUGGGAAGAGGACAGCCGUUAACUCUGGGGACCCUAUGGCUGUCUUUGGGGCUCCCAGGGGAAGUGCAGCCUCUAGUCAGAAUGUCCAGCUACGGCUUCCCAUGUCCUGUAUCAGUGCUGAUGCCAGCGAGUGACCUGGGUCCCCUCCCACUGAGCGGCUUGCCAGCUCAAGACCUCUCCCUCUUUCCCCAGACAUCCCUUAACAAGCUCUUGGAGGCACUGGGGAAAGCGGAGCCUUUCUUUAUCCGCUGCAUCCGCUCCAAUGCUGAGAAGAAAGAGCUGUGUUUCGACGACGAGCUGGUGCUGCAGCAGCUGCGCUACACGGGCAUGCUGGAGACAGUGCGGAUCCGGAGGUCGGGCUACAGCGCCAAGUACACGUUCCAGGAUUUCACAGAGCAGUUCCAGGUGCUGCUGCCCAAGAACACCCAGCCCUGCAGGGAGGUCAUUUCUGCCCUGUUGGAAAAGAUGGACGUGGACAAGAGGAACUACCAGAUCGGGAAGACCAAGGUUUUCCUGAAGGAGACAGAGCGCCAAGCCCUGCAGGAGACGCUGCACCGGGAGGUCGUGCGGAAGAUCCUGCUCCUGCAGAGCUGGUUCCGGAUGGUGCUGGAACGCCGGCACUUUCUGCAGAUGAGGCAGGCAGCCAUCACCAUCCAGGCCUGCUGGCGGUCCUACCACGUCCGACGGGCCCUGGAGAGGACACAGGCCGCUGUGUACGUCCAGGCCGCGUGGAGGGGCUACCGGCAACGGGUGGCCUACCAGCGCCGUAGACAGAGCAUCAUCCGCCUGCAGAGCCUCUGCCGGGGUCACCUUCAGCGCAAGAGCUUCAGCCGGAUGGUCGCAGAGAAGCAGAAGGCUGGAGAGGAGAGGGAAGCCCAGCAAGCCCUGAGGGUGGAAAUGGCAGAGGGCGGGCCAGGCCAGGCGGCCGAGCAGGAGCAGAUAACCAGGCAGGACCCAGAACCAUCGGAGGAUAGGGAGCAUUUGGCGUUGGAACCCGAGGUGUGGCCAAGCGAGGAGCCCCUGGCAGAGAGCUCCCAACCAGAGAAGGAGGUCCCCAGCCCAGAGAAGGCUCUCCCACCCCAGAAAAAUGCAGCUGAAAGUCACGAGAAAGUGCCCAGCAGCCGGGAGAAGCGUGAGUCACGGCGGCAGAGAGGGCUGGAGCACGUGAAGCUCCAAAACAAACACAUACAGUCCUGUAAGGAAGAGAUGGCCCUCAGAGAACCUUCUGGAAGGACUGUGCUAGAGCACGAGGAGAGCCUCCCCGAAGACAGACAGGAGACCAGAGAAGAUGAAACCCCUUCAGACGCGGGGACAGAGACAGAGAAUGCUUCUAAGAAGCAGCCUGAGGAGCCCCUGCAGGGGGCGCCAGCCAGCCAGCUCUCUGGAGAAACCCUGAAGAUGCUGCAGGGCGUGGAGCCAGCGCCUGGCCACGUGGAACGGCCAACCAGCCUAGCCUUGGACAGUAGGGUCAGUGUGCCCGCCCCCAGCACCAGCCCCGAGCCUCCCAAGGACAAGAGCAAGCUGGGGGGCGACCCGAGGGCACAGGACAGGUCUGAGAGCCCGGGAGGCUCCACCCAGAUCCAGCGGUACCGGGACGCAGACUCUGAGCGGCUGGCCAGCGCCGUGGAGCUGUGGCGGGGCAGGAAACUGAUGGCCGCCAGUUCGAGCGCCAUGCUGAGCCAGUCCCUGGACCUCAGCGAGCGGCACAGGGCCAUGGGGGCCGCUCUCACGCCCACAGAGGAGAGACGCAUUUCCUUGUCCACGAGCGACGUCUCCAAGCUCCUCCCGUCCCCAUCCCAGACCAAGAUGCAGCCUUCUUUAGAAACCGUGGACGGGGAGCCCAGCACCAAGAAGCCGGCCGUUCAGAAGAAGAAGUCAGGCGACACGUCUGUCAGCUCAGAUUCCGGCCUGUCCCCAGGCCACCAGGCCGACUCUAAAUCCACUUUUAAAAGACUUUUCUUGCAUAAGAAUAAGGAUAAAAAAUCCAGCCUGGAGGGGGUAGAGGAAACGGAGAACACAGCGCCAGGGCUCACCGUGCUGGAAGCUGCCACCACCAAAAAAAAUCUAGAAGCCUCCAGCCACCAGCACCGCCACCCAGCAGGCGAGAAGCACGCCAAGGAGCCAGGAGGCAAAGGGAAGAAGAACCGAAACCUCAAGAUCGGCAAAAUCACAGUGUCGGAGAAGUGGCGAGAAUCAGUGUUCCGCAAGAUCACCAAUGCCAACGAGCUCAAGUACCUGGAUGAGUUCCUGCUCAACAAGAUAAACGACCUGCGUUCUCAGAAGACUCCCAUCGAGAGCUUAUUCAUCGAAGCCACCGAGAAGUUCAGGAGCAACCUCAAAACCAUGUACUCUGUCCCCAAUGGGAAGAUCCACGUCGGCUACAAGGACCUGAUGGAGAACUACCAGAUUGUCGUGAACAACCUGGCGGCCGAGCGAGGGGAAAAGGACACCAACCUGGUUCUCAACCUUUUCCAGUCGCUGCUCGACGAGUUCACCCGCGGGCACACCAAGAAUGACUUCGAGCCGCCCAAGCAGAGCAAAGCUCAGAAGAAGAAGCGGAAGCAGGAUCGCGCUGUCCAGCAGCACAAUGGGCACGUGUUCGUCAGCUACCAGGUGAGCAUCCCGCAGUCGUGUGAGCAGUGCCUCUCCUACAUCUGGCUCAUGGACAAGGCCCUGCUCUGCAGCGUGUGCAAGAUGACCUGCCACAAGAAGUGUGUACACAAGAUUCAGACCUAUUGUUCCUACACAUGCGGGAUCAAGAGCGAGCCAGGUGCCGAGCCAGGCCACUUUGGCGUGUGCGUGGACAGCCUGACCAGUGACAAGGCCUCGGUGCCCAUCGUGCUGGAGAAGCUUCUGGAACAUGUGGAGAUGCACGGCCUGUACACCGAGGGUCUCUACCGCAAGUCAGGCGCUGCCAACCGCACACGGGAGCUACGACAGGCACUGCAGACAGACCCCGCAGCCGUCAAGCUGGAGAACUUCCCCAUCCAUGCCAUCACCGGAGUGCUCAAGCAGUGGCUUCGAGAGCUGCCUGAGCCCCUCAUGACCUUCGCCCAGUACGGCGACUUCCUCCGAGCUGUGGAGCUGCCAGAGAAGCAGGAGCAGCUGGGCGCCAUCUACGCCGUCCUGGAGCACCUGCCUGAGGCCAACCACAACUCGCUGGAGCGGCUCAUCUUCCACCUUGUCAAGGUGGCCCUGCUUGAGGACGUGAACCGCAUGUCGCCCAGCGCCCUGGCCAUCAUCUUCGCACCCUGCCUUCUGCGCUGCCCCGACAACUCGGACCCGCUGACCAGCAUGAAGGACGUCCUCAAGGUCACCACCUGCGUGGAGAUGCUCAUCAAGGAACAGAUGAGGAAGUACAAGGUGAAGAUGGAGGAGAUCAACCAGCUGGAAGCUGCGGAGAGCAUUGCCUUCCGAAGGCUCUCCCUCCUGCGACAGAACACUCCAUGGCCUCUCAAACUGGGGUUUUCAUCUCCCUAUGAGGGGGUCCUGAACAAGAGCCCUAAGUCCCGGGCAAGCAGUGUUGGCGGCCCGGAGGAGCUGGGGGUGCUUCCAGAAGAGGAAGUCCCCAGCGGCGACGAGGACCGCGAGAAGGAGAUCCUCAUUGAGCGCAUCCAGUGCAUCAAGGAGGAGAAGCAAGUGUCUCUGUCCCCUUCCUGCCCUCGGCUCUGCCAUCCGGCCCCCAUCCCCAGGCCCCUCUGCGUAGCAGACCCGGCUGUUAGAGGAGGCUGACAGGCUAGGCCCACUCCCGUCGUCUGCUACCUACCUCAUGGGGGGGCUGCUGUCCUCAAAGGCAGCCUAGGGCUCUGUUUAAACCCCCACUCGGCCCCCAGGAGCCAUGGUGGUCCACAGGGGAAAAUGGGGCAGCAGAGGGGUAAUGCCCAAACUUUGUCUUCAAGAUGGUUUUAGCUAGUGUGACCAAUUAAUCUGUCACCCAGUCAAGACGUGAGUGUGCAGGGAUGCCACUAACAUUAUGCCAGGACAGGGGGUGCCUGGGUGCCUCAGUCGGUUAAGCGGC